Molecule: messenger RNA, 5058 nt
Organism: Polistes dominula (European paper wasp)
Lineage: Eukaryota; Metazoa; Arthropoda; Insecta; Hymenoptera; Vespidae
Gene: Rap2l
Product: Ras-associated protein 2-like
Biological process (GO): Rap protein signal transduction
Cellular component (GO): membrane
Molecular function (GO): GTP binding; GTPase activity
Source: RefSeq, a predicted model, not a curated record
AUAAGAGAAGCAAGUUAACGUUGGCCCUGCAUCCGGUAAAAAGACAAGAACUUUCUUUCCUACGUUCCCGGCUAUCGUUGGUAGUUGAAACAACACGAGUGCACGGAGAAAGAGAAAGAGAAAGAGAAAGAAGAAGAAUAAGGAGGAGUAGGAGAAGGAUAAGGAGGAGAAGGAUAAGGAGGUGGAGGAGGAGGAGGAGGUAAAGGAGAAGCAAGUAGAAUAUAAAGGGUAGCUUAGAACGAAGCAUCUUGAAUUUUGAUUGGUGGACGUUUAGAGCGACGGCCAAUCAACAUCAAGGAUAGCAGUAUCACGUGGAAUGAUCGGAAAAGCGCUCAGUGACGUUCGUUAAUGAAUGAGAUGGAGAUAUAGUAUGAGUUAAAGAGUAACUGAGUAAGGUAAAGAAAGAGAAGUAGGAGAUAUAGAUGGAACGCUUUCAUGAACAAUCGAGAAUAGUAGAAGAGAGACAACAAAUGAGAUAUUUGGUCGAGACUAGUGUAGUAGUAGUCUUAGUCGAGAUCUAAGGACGGACGGACGAACUAUUGGUUGGUUGAUUGGUUGGUUAGGUUGGUUGGUUGGUUGGUUGGUUGUCUGCUGGUUGCUCGCUGGAACAUAAGUUGACUUGGCUCGUGACAGACAAGGGGGGAACAUUUCUGUCGAAGGAAGGAAGAAAGGAAGGGAAAAAGGCUGAAAGGUAAUUUUCAAUAUGGCGUCUCGCACGUCAUAGAGAAGAGUACGAGACGAGACAAGACGAGAGGGAUAGAAAGAAAGAGGGAGAUAGAAAGUCAAAAAAAAAGGAAGGAGAAGAACAGUAACAAGGACCCAGCGAAGGCUGAUGCGUGUUUUAUACGGACAGUUAAGGCGGUUCGCUGGUACGAUUGGGACUGGCAGGAAGGAAGGAGGUGGAAGACGAGAAGGGAGGAAAAAGAGAGAGAGAAACAGAGAAUAGUUGAAGAGAGUAGAGUAGCGACGACGUUGAGAGAAGCCGUGUGUGGUUGCAGCAGCAGCAGUUGCAGUUGCAGUUGCAGUUGCAGUAGCAGUAGCAGUAGCAGGAAUAACAGGAACACCACAAGUAGAUAAAAUAAUAAUAAUAAUAAGAAGAAGAAGAAGAAUCUAAGAAGAGAGUGCAGAAGGCGUUGGUGUAUGUCAUGUCUUCUUGCAAGUAUCGGGAAGAAAAGUACCUUAGUGCCUGGGGCGAGUCUCGUAAGUGAUAUUUCCGAUAGUACGUAGAUCCCAUCUCGAUCGUGCCAUCGAUGCCUUUGUUCGAAAGGAUCAGACGUCUUUCAUUCACCACUAGUAGUUACAACAAUAACAAUAACAUUAACAAUAACGGGAUUGUACAACUAUUGCAUCGGACAGUGUCGUCACCGUUGUCGUCGUCUAAAGUGGAAGUGAACUUGGUGGUGUCAUCGUUGUCUGCUGCUGUGUUAUUGCUACUACUACUACAAGUAAUUAGAGUGUUGGUAGUGGUGUUGUUGGUGCGAGUGCGAGGAAUAGAAGGAGGAGGAGGAGGAGGAGGUGGUGGUGGUAGUGUUUGUGGUAGUGGUGGUGGAGGUGGAAGUGGAAGUGGACAGUGUUGGUAGCGGCAGCCACGAGCAGCCCACAGUCUGCUUGCUUACUUCUUUUGUUUUUUUUAACACGCACAGUGUUUAUUGUAAAGACGGAUAUUAGGGAUAAAAAAGAAGAAGGAUAAAAAUAAUAGCUAUUGUGUUUGUGCUAUUAUUAUUACUACACUACACAACACAACUACAACUUCUACUCGAACAUUGCUCCUUCCGUUUAACGUCUUCCCUUGGGUUACCUUUACUCUCGUGAACACGUUGAGGAUCGAGGAAAGGGGAGGCGGAGGAGGGGGCGGUGGUGGCGCCGGUGGAGGAGGAGGAGAGGUGGAGGAGGAAGAAGAAAAGACUAGGAGGUGGUGCCACUGGCAACUAUCACCACGACGACGACGACCAAGAAGAAGAAGACGACGACGACGACGACGACGACGACGAGGAGGACGACGAGGACGACAACGAGAUGCGUGAAUUUAAAGUUGUCGUGCUCGGCUCGGGCGGGGUGGGCAAGAGCGCGCUCACAGUACAAUUUGUUUCCGGUUGUUUCAUGGAAAAAUAUGAUCCAACUAUCGAGGAUUUUUAUCGAAAGGAAAUCGAAGUCGACAGUUCCCCGUGUGUACUCGAAAUACUCGAUACCGCCGGUACCGAGCAAUUCGCGAGUAUGCGUGACCUUUAUAUAAAAAAUGGUCAAGGUUUCGUCGUAGUUUACAGUCUGACCAAUCAUCAGACCUUUCAGGAUAUUAAAUCUAUGAAGGAGCUUAUUACUCGCGUUAAAGGCACCGAAAGAGUACCCGUACUACUUGUUGCCAAUAAGCUCGAUUUGGAACAUCAACGCGAAGUCGAAACAUCCGAGGGAAGCGCACUCGCACAAAUAUGGGGUUGUCCUUUCGUCGAAGCCUCCGCUAAAAAUCGUACGAACGUCAACGAGAUGUUCGCCGAAAUAGUGCGAGAAAUGAACUUCAGUCCUGAGAAAGAGAAGAAAAGCUAUUGCUGCUGCAGUGUCCUCUAAUACUUAAUUAAAUCUUCCCUUUUUUUUAUUAUCGGCAAUUCGUUUUAUUCGUAUUCGUAUUAUUAUUAUUAUUAUUACUAUUAUUAUUAUUAUAGAUAGAUGUUCUUAGUUAUGCUGGCUAGAUCGGCUUGUGAGAAGUCUAUUGUAUUAUUACAAAUUUAUUUGAAUUUUCAUCCUUCUUUUUCUUCUUCUUCUUCUUAUUAUUAUUAUUCUUCUUUAUUCAUUUUCUAUUCAGUCUAAUCAUGAUAUUAACUCUCAAUUAUCUUUACUUAUCCGUAUUGAUUUCUUUUAUCAUUAGAUUAUUGUAUAAAGAAUUUUGAUUGAAACUAUUUUAUGCUCGUUUCUUUUCUAUUAUUUUGUAUGUAUUGUUUUCUCUUCGAAAAUAAGCCAAGCCAUGCGACAAAUUCGCCCAACCUUCGAGACUAAUUUGUGGUUGUACUGAAACUUUUGGAAAAGUUCAACGUUUAAGGACUAUAUAUAUAUAUUAUAUAUAUAUGCUAAUUCAGUUCUUUUUCUAUCGGAGGAUCAAGGUCAGCCUUUUUCUAGCGACCAUCAAACGGAUAUUUUAAUAUACAUUGAUAGUAUUAUAUGUAAUAUUGUAAUAUAUAAUAAUAUAUGUAAGCGAGCAUAUAGAAAAAGGGGGUGAAUUCCUUUGGUAACGGACCAAUAUUCCAAAGUGACGAACAUGGGUAAAACCAAGAGCAACAUUAUAUUAUUAUUAUUAUUAUUAUUAUUGGCCUGCGUUUGUAAUAACCAAAUUCAAUUGAACUACUAACUUUUUUCGUACAACGUUGUUCGUUGUCCACUGGUCGAUCCUAGUUCGUGUGGAAAUUAGAAGACUUUUGCUUAUUUUUUUUUUUCUCUUUGUAAGAAAGUCACUGUGAUGGUCAACCGUCCUUGCGAAGACGGUUGUGCUCUUUCUCUACUGAAGUAAAUUUGGAAUGAACUUCGUAAAAUAUAUAUAUAUAUAUAUCUCAAUUAGAUAAGAGGUUUUAAACAAUUUAUAAGUCUUUAUAUAUAUAUAUAUAUAUAUAAGUUGUACCAUCUAAAGCGAAAAGAGAUCUUGUAGAAGAAGUUGUAUUUUGGUUUGUAGGUAGGAUCAAGGUGUUGAUCUUGGAUAAGUUUUGUGCAAUGAUUUGCGUCAAUAAUAUGUUACCUAUGCUUAAGUGUCGAAGGCCUCACUAAAGAAAAUACGUCGUAUAAAAAAAAACAAACAAACAAAAAACAACAAUGUAAUAUGCGACCAAGAUUUUUAGCGGCUUUCGUAAAUUAGUUGUACAGUAAAACUCUAGUUCUUAACCCUUUCGCUACGGUGGGUCUCGCCGCGAAGUACCUCGUCUAGAACGGAGCGCCGUACCGAAAGUGGGAACAUUAAGCGCGCGCAGUCUUUAGCAUUCGGAGCCUAUUGUCUCAAAAACGACUUUGUGACAUUACUUUUAGAACCAAAAUGAUUUUUGUUCAUAAUUAUGUGACUAUAGUCUAUGACUAUAGUCACCCGUCGCGUAUAGGUGGCAUCGUGUGACGGGUGACUAUAGUCACCCGUCGUGUGCGGGUGUCGUUUUGUGGCGGGUGACUAUAGUCACCCGUAGUAGUGAAAGGGUUAAAGAAAUAUUUUAUAGAAAAAAAAAAAAAAAAAUGAAACACAAAUAUAAAGAAGAAGAACAUCGUCUUCAAAAUUGAUAUUGACAAAUUGCGUUUGACAUUUCAAAGUGUUUUUUUCUUUUUUUUUGGGGGGGGGGGUUUAAAAUGAUAAUGUAAAUCAUUCUUCAUUAUUAUCAAAUGCGAUUUUUCUCAAACGAUAUUCUUCUAUUUUGUACUUUCUACUCAUACUUUAUAUAAUUAUGUUGAGAUCUUUCCAUGCAUAUCGCUUGCAAUAAAAUGAGAAGAAGAAAAAAAAUCAAUGGUUGUUUGACAAAAUAAAAGAAAAGAAAAGAAAAAGUAUGACGUUGACAAAACUGCGAUGAUGUAUACAGAAGAAAAGAAAAAAAAAAAAGUCUUUUUCCAAAUUAAAACUAGAGCAAAAGUUUUUAAUUUUUAUAUAUCCAUUCUAAUCUUAAAAAUAAAACAAAACAUAAAAAACGUAAGAAUAUGAUCUUAUCAUCAUGUUUAUAUAUAUAAGUUUAUAUUUUUUAUGAAUUGAGACUAAUAAAAUAUGAAAUAAAACAAUGAUUUUAUAAAUUCGUGAUAAUAAAUUCUCUUUGUGCAAAAGAUUUGCAGAUGCAUUGAUCCCAACGAUUAUAUCCAAUAUGUGGUACUCUUGUAACAAUGUCCAAAGUGUCCAUUGCUUUGUAUAAUAAAUGCAGAAUCUCCAGGUGCAGUUCUACAUCGUCAAAUCAGUCAAAGAAAAUAUAUAAAGAAAGAAAGAAAGAGAUUGAUAGAUAGAUAGAUAGAGAGAGAGAGAGAUUAAUUGAUUGAUUGAUAAAUGUAAAGAAAAAAACAAAAAAAAAAAAGAAGAUUUGCUUUAGCAUUAGAUCGUGUGUAAUUUUCUCGUGUGAU